AUGAGGCCUGAAGAGCAACAGCACUAUUUCUAUAACACAGGGCCCGACAUCAGGGACCCGCUAGGCGUACCGGCGGCGCUGAUGCACACUGAGCCCGGUAUUAGGUGGCCGCCGCAGGCGGAGGAGCACGGAAUGCAGGCCCAGGUCCUGAGCUUCAACGACGGCAUGUGCAACUACCCGAUGGGCGCGCCGCCCGAGACGGCGGGCUACCCGCAGGACGUGACCCCGAGUACAGGGUCGUCGUCGACACCGCCAGGGAGCAGCUUGGGCAGCCAGAAUCACCGGCAGUUCGUGUCGCCCUACAGCCAGGACGGGAUGCUUGAUAGCCUGGACCUCAUAGAGAAGAAGAAGGCGCAGAACCGGGCCGCGCAGAAGGCCUUCCGCGAACGCAAGGAGGCUCGCUUACGCGAGCUGGAGCAAAAGCUCAAGGAGAGCGAGCAGAACCGCGACGCACUGUUCCGUGAGGUGGAGCAGCUUAAGCGCGAAAACCAGGUGAUCAACAACGAGAACCGCAUGCUGUUGCAGCGCACUACCAACAACCCGUCUGCUGGCGCAGCGGAGGGGCCGGAAAAGUUUACAUUUCCCGCGAAGGACACAGCUAUCUCAGACCCCACUGAGGGCGGCCAGAAGCAGGGCAUCCAGUACUUUGCGGGGGGCAAGAAGCUACUGACGGUGCCCGCGACUUGGGAGUACUUGCACAAGAUAUCGCUGCAGCGCGAUAUCGAUGUGUACUAUAUCAUGCAGCUGUUAAAGGGUGCCGAAGUAUGCCAUGGGUUUGGCCCUGCAUAUCCCAGAGAGCUCAUAGACUCGCUGGUCGGAGAAUGCCUGAAUGAAGACAGGAAAUCCUGA
Messenger RNA from Eremothecium gossypii ATCC 10895, 849 nucleotides. It is a transcript of the gene YAP3, whose product is annotated as Yap3p. Gene Ontology annotation, cellular component: RNA polymerase II transcription regulator complex. Lineage: Eukaryota; Fungi; Ascomycota; Saccharomycetes; Saccharomycetales; Saccharomycetaceae. The coding region runs from base 1 to 849 and encodes 282 amino acids. Gene Ontology annotation, molecular function: DNA-binding transcription activator activity, RNA polymerase II-specific; transcription cis-regulatory region binding. The transcript has a single exon. The record is from RefSeq and is marked provisional.